AUGGGUAGUAAAGAACCAGUGAAACUGGACGAUGAACAGUUAUCAGAGCUCCGGGAGAUUUUCCGAUCAUUCGAUAGGAACAACGACGGCAGCCUAACGCAACUCGAGCUGGGAUCACUGUUGCGAUCCUUAGGACUCAAACCCAGUUCGGAUCAACUCGAUUCGCUUAUUCAUAAAGCGGAUAAGAACAAUAAUGGGUUAGUGGAAUUCUCCGAGUUUGUGUCAUUGGUGGCGCCGGAGCUUUUGCCGGCAAAAUCGCCGUACACGGAGGAGCAAUUGAAGCAGUUGUUUAGGAUGUUUGACAGGGAUGGAAACGGGUAUAUCACGGCGGCCGAGUUGGCUCACUCCAUGGCUAAACUCGGCCAUGCCUUGACCGCAGAAGAACUCACUGGGAUGAUCAGAGAGGCUGAUACAGAUGGAGAUGGGAGGAUUAGUUUUUCGGACAAUCUUUUUUUUCUUAGGUCUGGAUAUUUGUUUGCAAAAGAAGUUAGCCUGGUGAUGGUUAUACUGAAACCAGCACAGUAG
Messenger RNA from Fraxinus pennsylvanica, 525 nucleotides. NCBI's taxonomy places the organism in Eukaryota, Viridiplantae, Streptophyta, Magnoliopsida, Lamiales, Oleaceae. The record is from the annotation of a GenBank genome assembly.